Zychaea mexicana is the source of this 1401-nucleotide messenger RNA. Its product is annotated as WD40-repeat-containing domain protein. Gene Ontology annotation, cellular component: TORC2 complex; TORC1 complex. NCBI's taxonomy places the organism in Eukaryota, Fungi, Mucoromycota, Mucoromycetes, Mucorales, Lichtheimiaceae. Gene Ontology annotation, biological process: regulation of actin cytoskeleton organization; TOR signaling. Bases 149 to 1285 code for a protein of 378 amino acids. The transcript has 9 exons. Gene Ontology annotation, molecular function: protein binding. The record is from RefSeq and is a predicted model, not a curated record.
CGAGAAUUCGUGGCCAAGCAAGCGUGGCGAGGUGUAGGGCCAUUCGGCUGAUGCAGCGGAGUGUGUUUGAUGGCUACUGGUGCAGGUGCAUUGCUAUCUCAAUUUUUUAUACUCUUUUUUUUCUCACUAUCUCGCGUUCUUUGUUACCAUGGGGCACGGUGGUGGCGACAACAGCGAUGAGCACCAGUACGAUUCACAACAGAAGCAACAACAACAACAACAACAACAACAAGACCAGCAACAACAACAACAGCAGCAGCAGCAGCAAUAUUAUGCUCAAUUGCAACAACAACAGCAGCAACAGCAACAGCAACAGCAACAGCAACCACUACAAAACGACAGCCAUUCCGUUAUUCUGGUUACAGCUGGUUAUGACAACACUAUCCGAUUCUGGGAAGCACUUAGUGGCAUUUGCUCUCGUACAAUUAAGCAUCCUGAUUCACAAGUAAAUCGGUUAUGCAUUUCUCCUGAGAAAACAGUGCUUGCUGCUGCAGGAAACCAUUCUGUUCGUCUAUAUGAUAUCAAUAGCCCUAAUGAAAAUCCUUUCGUUGUAUUUGGCGAUCAUACUGGUAAUAUCACAGCAACGGGUUUCCAUGGUGAAGGGCGAUGGAUGUUUACAGCAAGCGAAGACGGUCAUUUGAAAAUAUGGGACACUCGCUCGGGGCGUAAUCCGCCUGUCUUAACGAGGAAUUUUGGAAACGGAGCACCUAUCAAUGAUGCAGUGAUGCAUGCAAACCAAGGUGAACUAGUCACAUGCGACCAGAACGGUAGCGUCAAGAUAUGGGAUCUUGCAGCUCACUCGUGUACACAUGAACUGGUUCCGGAAGAAGGUGUGCCCAUGCGAUCUGUGAGCGUCGCAUCGGAUGGAUCAAUGAUGGUAGCUGCAAACAAUAAGGGACGAGUUUAUGUAUGGCGUAUGUCGAAUACAUCAUCAGACAAUCCAGAAAUUGUGCCAGUAACCAAGUUCACUGCCCACAACGAUUACAUAUUACGGUGUGUACUAAGUCCGGAUACAAAAUUAUUGGCAACUUGCUCGGCUGACAAGACUGUUAAAAUAUGGAACACAGAGCAAGACUUCAAACUGAUAUUGACAUUGACGGGACAUCAACGAUGGGUGUGGGAUUGUGCAUUUUCAGCAGAUUCUGCCUAUUUGGUUACAGCUUCUUCAGACCAUGUAUCACGGCUAUGGGAGCUUGCCCAAGGUGAAACAAUCCGACAAUACAACGGACAUCAUAAAGCAGCCGUAUGUGUAGCACUAAACGAUCUCUCCAUUGGCUAUCCGUAAAAGCAAAAAAUAACAGCAGAACGAUCCAACCGAUCAACAAUCUCCUUACCCCAUUCCCAAAUCAACUUGUGCAUCAUUUAUAUAUAUUAUACGAUAAUAUUAACAUUACAAGCCCU